CGCUGUUGCUUCAGUCCUGCUCUAACACUGCCGUCUUGCCGUGCCAAUACCCGGACGGCUGCAAUUUUUGGUGCCGAAAGCCGAACGCGCAUCCACUAUGUCAAGCAUCUACUCCCACAGCCACAUUGUCUUUUUUCCAACCUUCCGCGUGUGGCACAGUAUUCUUCCAGCUCAGCCACCCCCAUCGACAAUCUCUCGUCAAUCGAUCAAUACCGCCCCAUUGAAUACGCGUAGACCACUAAAUAUCACGUGAUCUCUCUCGCUCCCCGAGGACGACCUUUCACCGCCAACGGCUGUCACAACUCCAUGUCCGUACCAUGAACUUCGGCAACACCAUCGCAAAAGCAUGCAGCACCUUCGCUCUCACCAACAUCGACGACCUCUUCGUGCUGGUCACUUUCUUCGCGCUCGCCGCCACCGGCAAGACUACGCCCUUGAAGAUCACCAUCGGGCAGUACCUCGGCUUCACGGUCAUCAUUGCAGUCAGCAUGAUCGGCUUUGCGGCGGCGAUGGUGCUGCCUCCCGAGCCGAUUGGGUUUCUGGGAUGGGUGCCGAUGAUGCUGGGGGUGUGGGGGGUGCUGGGUCUUCUCUUUUCCCACAAGCAGGAGCCGGACGAGGAUGUAGGCGAGGAGACUGAGCAGGCGGAGCAGACGGGGAAACGCGAUGCACUGAAGCAGAUAGGCAGCGUAGCGUUUGUCACCAUGACGAACGGCGGGGACAACAUCAGCACGUACACGCCGCUCUUUGCGCAGGCCAAGGGCGCCGAGAUCGCGGUGUAUAUUGUGACGUACUACAUUCUGCUCGGUGCGUGGUGUCUUGUUGCGUUCCUGGUCAUGAAGCAGAGACAUGUUGUUGCGCUCGCGGAGAGGUAUGCGAGGUGGGUUAUUCCGUGGUUGUACGUGGGGCUGGGAGUGUACAUUGUGGUUACUUCGGAGUGCUAUCCGUGGAGUAUUGGGAAGAUCGACGAUGACCUGUCUUCGAAGCCGGGUAGUGUUAUCUUAGGGGUUGUUACUGCCGUUGUAAUUGGUGGGGUUGUUGGGGCUAUGGUGUGGGUUAGGCUGAGGGGUAGAGCGGCGAGACAGGCGGCAGGAGAAGGUGGUGAAGAGGGCGUUACGACGGACGGUGAGCUGGAUGGGGUUACUCCAGAGGUUCAACCCGACAAGCAACAGGAAUGCAGUGUGGACGACGACCUGCGGUAUCAAGCUGGGGUUCCAGAGUCUGUGGGAUCUGAACACGCUGCACCUGUACCCAAAGUAUCUGGUGCUGAAGCUAUCAGUAAGUAAUCCCGGAGAGAUAUGCUCAAGAUUCAGAAGACUCUCUCACAUAUAAUUUGGAUCGAUUGCCACUGUUUCUUUCCAUGGUGUCUGGAGCGGUCAAAAGACGUCCGCACGCGCCACUAAUUACCGCAAAGGCGUUGGAUGGACAUUCUAGAGAAGCCCU
Messenger RNA from Paraphaeosphaeria sporulosa, 1440 nucleotides. RefSeq lists its product as uncharacterized. The transcript has a single exon. NCBI's taxonomy places the organism in Eukaryota, Fungi, Ascomycota, Dothideomycetes, Pleosporales, Didymosphaeriaceae. The record is from RefSeq and is a predicted model, not a curated record. The coding region runs from base 318 to 1283 and encodes 321 amino acids.